Messenger RNA from Miscanthus lutarioriparius, 819 nucleotides. The record is from the annotation of a GenBank genome assembly. Lineage: Eukaryota; Viridiplantae; Streptophyta; Magnoliopsida; Poales; Poaceae.
AUGGCGAGCAAGGUGGUGGACCUCCGGUCGGACACGGUCACCAAGCCCUCCGAGGCCAUGCGGUCCGCCAUGGCCGCCGCCGACGUCGACGACGACGUCCUGGGCUCCGACCCGACCGCGCAGCGCUUCGAGGCGGAGAUGGCCGCGAUCAUGGGCAAGGAGGCCGCGUUCUUCGUGCCGUCGGGCACCAUGGGCAACCUCAUCUCCGUCCUCGUGCACUGCGACGUCAGGGGCAGCGAGGCCAUCCUCGGCGACAACUCGCACAUCCACGUCUACGAGAACGGGGGCAUCUCCACCAUCGGCGGCGUGCACCCCAGGACCGUGCCCAACAACCCCGACGGCACCAUGGAUAUUGACAAGAUCGUUGCCGCCAUCAGGCAUCCUGAUCUUCAUUACCCGACGACCAGGCUGAUCUGCUUGGAGAACACACAUGGGAAUUCUGGUGGAAAAUGUUUAUCUGUAGAAUACACUGACAUGGUUGGUGAAAUUGCCAAGAGCCAUGGCUUGAAGCUUCAUAUUGAUGGAGCUCGCAUCUUUAACGCGUCUGUGGCACUUGGGGUUCCUGUAGAUAGACUUGUCAAAGCUGCUGAUUCAGUUUCGGUAUGCCUAUCAAAAGGAUUAGGUGCACCCGUGGGAUCAGUUAUUGUUGGUUCGAAGGCCUUCAUUGACAAGGCCAAAAUUCUCCGAAAGACCCUAGGUGGUGGAAUGAGACAGGUGGGAGUUCUUUGUGCUGCUGCUCAUGUUGCCGUUCGUGAAACUGUGGGAAAGCUCGCGGAUGACCACAGAAAGGCUAAAGUUUUGGCAGGUUCCGUAGUUUAA